Molecule: messenger RNA, 1160 nt
Organism: Paramecium sonneborni
Lineage: Eukaryota; Ciliophora; Oligohymenophorea; Peniculida; Parameciidae
Source: the annotation of a GenBank genome assembly
AUUUUUUUUGAAAUGAGGAAACCUAAAACAAAUAAAGAUCAACAAAAUAUUGAAGAAUAAUAACCAUAACAUGUAAUAAAGGAAGAAAAACCUAUCAGUGACAAGUAUUCAGUCAAAUAUAAUUCAAAAACUCAAUUAAGAUUGGAUGAGAAGGACAGUUUUGUAUUAGGAGAGCCAGGAACAAAAAUAUAUAGUGUGAAAUGGGAUGCUGAUGAUAAAUAUAUUGCAUGUGCUUGUGAGAAUGGAACAGUUCGAAUUUUCAAUAUCAAAAAAAGAUAACUGUCAUAUUUGAUAAAUUCUCUUCUGCCCGGCACACCAUUUUCAUAUGUGAAAUGGAGACCUCAAGCAUAACAAUUUAAGACAAGAAAUAUCUUUGUAACAGGAAAUACAAAAGGAGAAGUACAACAUUGGCAUAUGACAAGUGGAAAAUGUUUGGGAACAAUGAAGGAAGAUAAUUCUGAUAUUUAUUGUAUAGAUUAUAAUUAGGAUGCUACUAAAUUAGCAGUUUGUGGAUUGAAUCCAAUAAUUAGAAUUCAUGAUGAAGAAAAAAGAGUUGUUGAUGUUAGAUUAGGAGUAGAAUAAACAUAACCUCCAGGUCAUAAUAAUAGAGGUAUUAAUUCAUAAUAUAAAUAGUUUAUUGUGUAAAAUUUCAUCCUCAAAAUCCUAAUAUGUUAAUAUCUGGUGGUUGGGAUUAUAGAGUAUUAAUAUGGGAUAUCAGACAAAAGAAGCCUGAGGCUAAUCAAAUAUAUGGUCCCUUAAUUUGUGGAGAUGGUAUAGAUAUGAGAGAGUCUUUUGAUGGAUAAUAAUUAUUAACAGCUUCAUGGACACAAGAGAAAUAAUUAUAAACUUGGGAUUUAAGAACUUGUAAACUCAUUUGUAAUUUUGAUUGGAAUUCUCAAAUAAAGGUUAGUAAUCAACCUUGUCAAUUGUAUAGUGGACAAUUCUCAAGAAUAUUUGAUAAUUAAUUAACUUUAGCUGGAGGAUCUGGAGAAAAUGAAGUUAGAAUCUUUGAUUCAUAAGAUUUUGAUAAUGCUUAAAUAUGCAUUCAUGAUUUAUGUAGAGAAGUCAAUACUGUUGACUGGGCACAUAAAGAUUCAAGAUUUGCUUUCUCUGGUGGUGAUGGAUACUUGAGAAUAUUUGAAAUAUAAUAAAUAAAUUGA